Messenger RNA from Pseudophryne corroboree (corroboree frog), 2259 nucleotides. RefSeq names its product heparanase (gene HPSE). Gene Ontology annotation, biological process: angiogenesis involved in wound healing; cell-matrix adhesion. The coding region runs from base 373 to 1998 and encodes 541 amino acids. The record is from RefSeq and is a predicted model, not a curated record. Gene Ontology annotation, molecular function: hydrolase activity, acting on glycosyl bonds. Gene Ontology annotation, cellular component: extracellular matrix; membrane. The transcript has 12 exons. NCBI's taxonomy places the organism in Eukaryota, Metazoa, Chordata, Amphibia, Anura, Myobatrachidae.
UACUAGUUUCCUCCCCUCACCUGCCUCUGAUCAUGUGACUGCAGAGGACAAUACAUUGUAUACCUGGACUGUUUUUGUUGCCUCUAUAUUAUGUUUGACAGUUUUGUGUUUCUUUUUGCUUAAUUUCUUCAUUGUUUGUUAGAACGGUGAAGGGAAAUUGUGGUUGACCUCUAACUUAAUUGGGCAGUAGAGUCAGAACAUUUGCAACCCCAGCAGAAAGUUUACAGAACUGAGUAAUGGUUUAUAUACACAGCUUCCUCUAUGUUCUGACAUGUUCUAGAGAGGAAAAGAUUUCUUCCUGUUUGCUGGCUGCACACAGAAUACUAUAGCACUAUUCAUUCUCAUCACAGCCCAAUACACGGGAGCUGAGUAAUGUAUUUGUCUAUCUGCUUUGUGUUCCUGACUGGAGCAGUUUUAAAGAUACACAGCAACAUCUCUCUGGAGAAUACUGUGGAGCUUGAAUUACAGCUAAAUACAAGUGCAAGAUCCCCCUUAAACCCAAGAUUUCUAUCUGUGACAAUUGAUGCCAGUCUUGCUUCGGAAUCCAAGUACAUUUCUUUCCUUCGAUCUCAGAAACUAAUUACUUUAACCAGAGGGCUAUCUCCUGCUUAUCUGAGAUUUGGAGGAACAAAAUCUGAUUUUCUCCUAUUUGACCCAGCAACAAAUGCAUCUGUCGAAGAAAAUCUUUACUGGAGCUUGCCAACAAAACAAGGUGACAUAGAUAAUGCAAAUCUGUGUGCAGAUGGCAGACUGUCCCCUUUUGAGCAGAAGAAGCUUAGGUCUCAGUGGCCUGCUAUGGAACAAAUAAUACUAAAGGAGGCUUUUCAGGAAAAGUACAAAAAUUCUACAAUCACAAAAGACACCAUUGACCUGCUCUACAGAUUUGCAAACUGCUCAAACAUGCAUCUCAUAUUUGGACUAAAUGCUUUACUUAGGACGGCAGAUGAUCAAUGGAAUAGUUCAAAUGCCAGAUUACUAAUUGAUUACUGUGACUCAAAGAAGUAUAACCUGUCCUGGGAAUUAGGCAAUGAGCCCAACAGUUUCAAGAAGAAGUCAGGACUGUACAUCGAUGGAUCUCAGCUUGGCAAAGAUUUUAUUAAUUUGCAUAACCUUCUCAGCAAGUACAGCAGCUACAAAAACUCUGGGCUUUUUGGGCCUGACAUUGGGCAGCCUAAGAAACACUCACAAAAGAUGCUAAGGAGAUUUUUAGAAGCAGGAGGUAAAGUUAUCAAUUCAGCGACUUGGCACCACUAUUAUGUUGAUGGGCACACAGCUUCUAAAGAAGAUUUUCUGAGCCCCACUAUUUUGGAUACUUUGGCUUCAGAAAUAGAGACUGUGAUAAAGAUAGUUAAUGAAAUUGUUCCAGGAAAGUCAGUCUGGUUGGGCGAAACCAGUUCUGCAUAUGGAGGUGGAUCCCUGGGAUUAUCGAAUACAUACAUAGAUGGCUUUAUGUGGCUAGACAAACUGGGAAUGUCGGCGAAACUGGGAAUCGAUGUUGUGAUGAGACAGGCACUUUUUGGGGCAGGAUCAUAUAACUUGGUGGAUUCUGAUUUUGAACCUCUACCUGAUUAUUGGCUCUCUCUGCUGUUUAAGAAGUUGGUUGGAUCCAUUGUCUUAAAUGUUAGUUUCAAAAGUUCCAAGGAUAUAGGUGAACGAAAGAUUCGGGUUUAUCUCCAUUGCACAAAUAUUAACAACCCAAAAUACACAGUGGGAGAUGUUACUUUGUUUGCCAUAAACUUGUACGACCACUCACAGCAAAUACAGUUACCGAGCUUCCUCUCAAAAAAGUCUGUGGAUGAAUAUCUGCUUUUACCUGGUGGUGAAGGAAUACUUUCUACAACGGUCUUGCUGAAUGGUGAAGUUUUAAAGAUGGUGGAUGAGAAAACAUUGCCAGUUUUACAUGGAAGGCCAUUAGAUCCAGGCUCUCCACUCGUUCUUCCUUCUCUGAGUUUUGGAUUUUAUGUUGUAAAAAAUGCUGAGGCCACUGCUUGCCUAUGAGGUCUGAAGAGGACACAUCCCGUUUAUGAACUUCAGGAUCAAAUAUUUAUGUACAUGUUAUGGGUUGUCAAUGAACUGUACUUUUAUAUCUCAGGGAAACUAAAAAUGAAGGUUAUAUUUGUAAUCUAUUAUCUUGUAUUUCCAUUAUUUAAUUGGCACUGCCAUCUGUAAGAUUGUAAUAUCCCUAUUGCUGUACAUCCUUAUGAAGAUAGAGAUUUUUUAAUUAAUUUUUUUCAAUAAAAUCCUUCCCCUCAAAUAGCA